Erigeron canadensis is the source of this 874-nucleotide messenger RNA. RefSeq names its product dehydrin Xero 1-like. Bases 84 to 605 code for a protein of 173 amino acids. NCBI's taxonomy places the organism in Eukaryota, Viridiplantae, Streptophyta, Magnoliopsida, Asterales, Asteraceae. The record is from RefSeq and is a predicted model, not a curated record. The transcript has 2 exons. Gene Ontology annotation, biological process: response to water.
AGCUCAUUUCUCAUCAACAAAACUCCUUAAUCAUUAUCAUAUAUCUGCUUAAUUUAUAGCUAGCUAGAAAACUAUAGUGAAAAAUGGCACAAUAUGGAGGUGAGCAAUACAUGAAGCAAGAGGGCCAACACAAGACUAGUACUACUGAUCAUGAGUAUGGUCAUCAGAACCAACUUCACUCCAACACUGCUGCUGCUGGUCAUCAUGAAAUGGGAACCAACAUCCACUCAACAACCGCAGCCGCCCAUGGCGGCAUCGGAAAUACUACUGGAACCACCAUGGGGACUACUGGUCAUGGUUACGAAGAAGGGAAGCAGCACGGUGGCAUCCUACACCGAACUGGGAGUGGCAGUUCCAGCUCUUCAGAGGAUGAUGGAGAGGGAGGAAGGAGGAAGAAGAAAGGUGUGAUGCAAAAGAUCAAGGAGAAGCUACCCGGCGGUGAUCAUGGCGCUGUCGAUGAUCAGUGCAAGACCAAUCCAGCCACUGCCACCACCAUAGGCGGCGGCACUGGUGUAGGACAUGGAUACGAGGGAGAGGAAGCAGGACAUGAGAAGAAGGGAUUGAUGGAUAAGAUCAAGGACAAGUUGCCAGGGGGUAACAAGUAAUCAAUAACUUGCAUGUGUUUUUGGAUUGAAAAUGUAUACAUGCAUAUACACAUUAUGCAUAUAUAAACGUGGCAUGGCAUCAUAUAUGUAUGUAAUUAUAUAUAUAUAUAUAUAUAUAUACAUGAUGAUAUGAUGCCACUAUAAAAUAAUAAUCUUCUUUGCGGUGUGUCGCAAUCGAAGUUUGUUUUUCGUUUUGUAUGUAUUUGCCUAUCGGACGUGGUUUGUGUUAUAUAUAUGUGAUGGUGUGCAGUUAAUUUUAUCUAUUUUAA